AUAAUAAGCGACAUUUCGGACUGAUUCGACGGCUUCAAACAGAGGCAUACCCAGACAGACUAAACAUUGAGAGGCCUAUAUCAACUAUGUGCCAAAUUAUGGUGAUGUACUGCUUUAUCCAUCUCUGAAUCUACCCAUCCUGCCAUCAAUGAUCAAGGUCACGUUCAAGGGCAAUGUGAAGGUCAUAGAUAACUCAGCAAAUAAAGAAGUCAAUGAUGGCAUCACACAGCAGCAAAGAGAGCAUACGAAGAAUGAUUUGGGAUUAUCUUGAAGAGAACGACCUAGCAGAGUUUCCACGGCCGGUACAUCACAGGAUACCAAAUUUCAAGGGAGCAGCUGAAGCCUGCAACAGACUGGGUAGAAUGGGGAUCUUUCAGAAAGCAAAGACGAUAAAAGUAAAUCCAGACAAGCCGCAACAACAAGCGAGAUUCCUUGCUUUAGAGGCACACAAAACUCUGUUAGUCCCUACUCCUCGGCUCAGGACCGGUCUGUUCAAUAGGAUUACCCCUCCAGCUGGGGCUAACAAGAAGAUGCUUAGAACCUGUUCAUCUUCACAGGGUGUGAGGCAAUACAGCUCACCAGUAGGCUUGGAUGCAGCGGUCAAGGUUGACCUGGUCAUCAUCGGGUCAGUUGCUGUCUCUCCUAAAGGUUACAGGAUUGGGAAGGGUGAAGGAUAUGCAGACAUGGAAUUUGCCAUGAUGUCAUCAAUGGGUGCGGUUAACAAGGAUACCGUUGUCAUAACGACGGUCCACGACUGCCAAGUCAAGGAUGACCUCCCUGACCAUUUAUUUGGAGACCACGACCUGGGCGUCGAUUUCAUCGUGACGCCGACGAGGACGAUUGAGUGCGAGAAUAAGCGUGCGAGGCCGAAAGGAAUCGUCUGGGAACUGCUGACGAGGGAGAAAUUCUCACAGAUUCCGGUGUUGGAGGUUCUGAGGAGGCGGGAAGCGGAGAUGGGCGUCGAUGUCAGGCUGAAAGAAGAAAGAUCUGAAGGUAGUGUUGACUGUCACACAGGAAAGGAGCAUAUAAACAGAAGAGUAGAGGAGAGGGAUAGAUUUGUAGACUCAUCCACAGCCGCUACUGCAAACAAUUAUAGCAAUGAUGAAGCGUCACUGUUAGGAAUGCAUGGCAAAAUGCCUGGUGUGGAGUCUAGUUACAAAGGAAAAAGAUGUACAUCAGACAGAACGGACACAAGAGUUUCUCAAGGAUUGGUGGAUAAGAAGAAUGGAGACAAUGAUAAAAAUGGGACAGAUGAAAGGUCAAAAGCAUAUGAAAUGAAGGGUCAAAGUGCAAAUAAUAGUCAAAGAUCAAAGGGUCAUAAGCCAAACUCUGGAAGAAGGAAAGAUUUAGCUGGUAUGUUUGCGUGGAACUAAUCAUUUUUGGUUGUUCUUCUAGGUUCACUGAUUAUCUGCAAAAGUGAGCCACCAGCAUUACGUUGGUGAUACUGAACAAAUAAUUAAUUUGCAAAUUAUCCCUCUGAUGGAUGUAAAAUAAUAAAAUGAUAUAAGAUUUGUA
Lytechinus variegatus (green sea urchin) is the source of this 1515-nucleotide messenger RNA. RefSeq names its product methenyltetrahydrofolate synthase domain-containing protein-like. The record is from RefSeq and is a predicted model, not a curated record. Gene Ontology annotation, cellular component: cytoplasm. The coding region runs from base 213 to 1373 and encodes 386 amino acids. NCBI's taxonomy places the organism in Eukaryota, Metazoa, Echinodermata, Echinoidea, Temnopleuroida, Toxopneustidae. The transcript has 6 exons.